AUGGCUGUUCUGCAGUUGAAGCGGUUCCACACUAGCGAGGGAGCCAGCUACAAGCUCUUCAACGAGGUCGUCUUUGGCCAGACUCUGGAUCUGAAGGACUUCCUGUGCGACGGGGGCAAGGCCUGUCACAAGACCGAGACCUUUGUUGACUGGCACCGGCCGCUGCGCGAGCGGUCCUGGUCUGACGAGAUGAGAAGAUGGGCCGGCUUUCCGGGGCUGUCCAGGGAGGUGACCAAGUACCAGCUCUACGGGGUGGUGAACCACAUCGGGGGCAUGGGCUCUGGCCACUACACGGCUUGCAUCUUGCACGACAAGCAGUGGUAUUGCUUCAACGAUGAUCGUGUUUACACCAUCUCGGACCAGGACGUAUGCAGCGCCAACGCAUAUUUGCUCUUCUAUGCUCGCAGCGAUGUGGCCGAAGGGCAGAAGGACUUCAGCCAGCUCUUUCCGCCGGAAGGGCGCCAGGUGAAGGCUGCAAACCUGGAGCAGAUCAAGCAGAGCACCUGGGUGAGCGACCUGCACAGGGCGAGCUCCAAGGGUACUGCAGCAAGUGGCGAUAGGUUUUGCGCAGUGAGCUGA
Messenger RNA from Effrenium voratum, 579 nucleotides. The record is from the annotation of a GenBank genome assembly. NCBI's taxonomy places the organism in Eukaryota, Dinophyceae, Suessiales, Symbiodiniaceae.